UUAAAGUUCACUAUUCUCAGAACAACAAGCAACCAGUAUCAAAAACUGAUGGAAACUUUCACGCAAAAAAUAGUAGUACUACUUUGUACUUUGACGACUGUUGAAGGUGUCCUGAAAAUUGUAUCCCCACUUCCUGGCCACCGCGUUGCUAUUGAAAACGAAACUCUCACAAUCACUUGUGUCGCGUUUGACGAGGAAAACACUUCGGUAAAACCUCUUGGSUUUGAGUUUUACCGCCUCAAUCAAAUAGGAGAAAAAACCGCCAUUGAAAAUGGGAAAGACUAUGUAUUCACUAGCAGAACGGAAGUGAACGGAAGAAAACUCUUCGUCUCUUUGUUUAUCAAACGAAUCAAGGCAUCUGACGAUGGUCGUUAUGAAUGUAAAAUACRAAAUACUAGUGAUGUGAGCGCUCGUUAUGGAUUUGGAAUUACGUAUGUAUCAUAUGCUUCRCUCCCACAAAUAUCAGUUUCGACGAACAAAACGGUUGAGUUUGGCGACCAACUGUCUUUAGAAUGCAACCUAACAAAGACUGGUGACUAUUUUGUUACCUUGGUAAGGAUGGCAUGGAGCAAAARUGRCGAGAUUAUCUCUAMAGUGCCACGCCCUAAUGAUAUAAAGCUUCGUGAUCUCACCAUGGAURUYAGUARACCUGRCGAUGGWGGUACCUACCAGUGCAGACUUACAACUGUACUUCAUCAACAUAGGACUUUUAACAUCACCAAAGUCAUUGUUAUAAAAGUCAAACCCAGGCUAUACUCACUGGAUCUAAGAUACAACAGGGUUGUACGAACUAAAGGCGAACCAGUGGAACUAUACUGCAACGCCACAGGAAACCCAAUCACAGUUGUUUGGAAGAGAAAGCCCCGUAAUGGCGCAAAGAAUCUAACGUUAAAUUUUGAAGCGUCGACCAAUAACGAAUCUCACUACAUGCUAACAAGUGAAACACCCUAUGAAGGCUUCAAGCUUGAAAUCUCCAGUACUGAAUAUAGAGAUCGUGGUUAUUAUUACUGCUGCAUCAAAUCAACCAAUACGAGCGAUGAUGAARUCUGUCAGAGAUACAUUCUAAGGAUUAAAGAUCCCUUCGGUUACUUAUGGCCGUUGAUAGGAAUUGCCAUAGAAGCAUUAGUACUGGGAGCCAUUGUGUACAUUAGCAAGACGUUAAAAGAAAAGAAACACCAAGACCAAAGGUCAGCAGAUAUCAAAAUGGAGUUCAAAUAUACUUCAUCUCAAGACAAAAAAGAUGGAAGAGUACGUUUCAGAAAGACUGAAGCUGCCUCGAGUGCUUUGCUUGAAUAAAUGUUUUAUUUACCAAAGUAUUAGUUUAUUUUGCGUUUGUAAUAAGCCUGAAGUCAAGAAGCUAGUGUUUAUACCAU
This is a messenger RNA of Exaiptasia diaphana, 1373 nucleotides long. RefSeq lists its product as uncharacterized. Bases 49 to 1296 code for a protein of 415 amino acids. The transcript has 9 exons. NCBI's taxonomy places the organism in Eukaryota, Metazoa, Cnidaria, Anthozoa, Actiniaria, Aiptasiidae. The record is from RefSeq and is a predicted model, not a curated record.